AUGUUCUCAUUGCCAUCUCCCUUUUGUUCAUUUAAGUGGCUCAAAGUAUCAAUCUAUUCAUGUAUACUCACAUAUUCAUGUGUGAUUGCAGUCAAUUUCGAUUUCAAGGUCAGCCACCUUGCUGUUGCACUGGGAUGCGCUGCGUGUGUAAGCGGUGCGCGCCUCCUGCUGCUACAGAGGUGGCAGGCCUUUGCAGAGGCCACAGACAAGUCAAAUCAGCAAGUGCUUCAGAACCUGGCGCCCUUCGAUCUGCUAUGGGUGUCUUUCCUGCCGGGCAUAAGCGAGGAAUUGCUCUUUCGUGGAGCACUCAUUCCAUCUCUGUACCCAGACUGGCGAGGUGUCGUGAUAGCUGGGAUGGGCUUUGGGAUACUGCACAACAGCGGCGGCAGGAAUUGGUCUUUUGCAGGUUGGGCAUCGGUUGUGGGGAUUGUGUAUGGGUUUGCCUUUGUCCAGACACAUGAUAUAUUGGUCCCAAUGGCUGCUCACUCGCUCGCAAAUUUGGCGUCGGCAUCCCUCUGGCUGAAUUCCCGUGGAAGACGGGGGUGA
Coccomyxa subellipsoidea C-169 is the source of this 546-nucleotide messenger RNA. RefSeq lists its product as hypothetical. The transcript is spliced from 2 exons. Gene Ontology annotation, biological process: CAAX-box protein processing. Gene Ontology annotation, cellular component: membrane. The record is from RefSeq and is a predicted model, not a curated record. Lineage: Eukaryota; Viridiplantae; Chlorophyta; Trebouxiophyceae; Coccomyxaceae. Bases 1 to 546 code for a protein of 181 amino acids. Gene Ontology annotation, molecular function: metalloendopeptidase activity.